AUGGUUCAAACCUUGAUAAGUAAAGGUGUUGAAGAAAAUAGAAUUAGCAAAAUUGCUCAAAAUAGCACUAUUGAAAAAUCUCUCCAAGCAGUUGAAGAUAAUUUGAGUGUAUUAACUACUAAAUUGAAUAAAAUCAAAACCAAAAUCUUUGGGCUUAAAGAAAAUGAUAAUUUACCAAUUGAUUGGAAAGAACAAAUUUUAAAAAUCCGCACCGACUUAACCACCGCCAAAACCAGCACCGAAACCCGUUUAAACACUUUAGCCCAAACCAAAGUACCGGGGGCUACUGACGCUGAACGCAACGCCGCUUUAAAAACCUGGUUAGGCAACAACGGCACUUAUUUACAAGGAGCCACUACCGCCGAAGAGUUAAGCCAACGCAGCGAAAAGAUUGUGGAAGGCAUUAAAGCCCUCGAAGCCGACUUAACCACCGCGAAAAACACCGAACAAACUAACAUUGAAAACGCCCAAGAUUUAACCAAUACUAACCUAAAACAACGAGUAAGUGAUGCCGAUUUAAAAACUUGGUUAAAUACUCACCCGCAAAAUGCCGGAAUUGCCGCUGGUGACAAUUGA
This is a messenger RNA of Entrophospora sp. SA101, 576 nucleotides long. The record is from the annotation of a GenBank genome assembly. Lineage: Eukaryota; Fungi; Glomeromycota; Glomeromycetes; Entrophosporales; Entrophosporaceae.